Molecule: messenger RNA, 887 nt
Organism: Maniola jurtina (meadow brown)
Lineage: Eukaryota; Metazoa; Arthropoda; Insecta; Lepidoptera; Nymphalidae
Product: extensin-like
Exons: 3
Coding region: 76-750 (224 amino acids)
Source: RefSeq, a predicted model, not a curated record
AGUAUGAAGAAACAAGAUAGAAAUAAAUAGUUAAGUAAUGUAUACGCAAGACCAUAGACCAGUGAACUUGUAAAAAUGCAUACGUUUGUAAUCAUACUAAUUAGUGCAAUCGGAGUCAGUUAUGCAACGCCUACUUGUCAGGAGUUACAUAAAUCACAGCUGGCUUCACUUACUGAACGUAUGAAUCAGAUGCUAAGCUCGCUUUACACACCAACAACAGCCAAAGCAGAAACGAACACGACGCCGCCCGCUCCAGCCAAUUCACCUGCAGCAGCUGCGGAUCAAACAAGAUUUCCAUACAACGCAUACUAUCCCUAUCCUCCUUAUCCUAUACCAAUACCACAAGUUGUAUACAUGUCCCCAACGCAGUAUCCACAACAACCUGUAACUUUUCUACCACCAGCCCCCGCAGAGCCAAGUGUGAAACCAUUUAAAAGUCCAAUUACUCAAACAUUUGAACUAGCACACCCCGGUUCGAUGGAUGUACCGUCUCCUUGGUCUAAUUAUUAUGACCGUCUCCCUUACACACAGUAUCCUUCACCGCAAUAUCCUUCUGUUCCCUCGCCCUAUCAACCUCUUCCCUAUCCGUCGUCUUAUCUUUAUCCUGAAUAUCCUGUGUAUACAAAAAUGCCCUCGUAUCCUCCUUAUCAACCACCUCCUCCAGCUUACCCUCCCCAACCAAUCCCGUAUCCAUUACCACCACUAUAUCACAAAUCUUCCGAAAUACCUUCACCGCCCUACUAUUUAUGACCAAUUUAAAAUCCAUGUUUUAAAUUAUAGAUUUGUAACGCAUUUUCAUUUAAUGUGAAAGUACUGGUAUUGUAUGUUACUCUAUUUAUAAAUAUUUAAUUAUUUCAUGAAUAAUAAGAAAUAAAUAAGCAAUGUUU